This is a messenger RNA of Anastrepha ludens (Mexican fruit fly), 3089 nucleotides long. RefSeq lists its product as uncharacterized. Bases 631 to 2169 code for a protein of 512 amino acids. The transcript is spliced from 2 exons. The record is from RefSeq and is a predicted model, not a curated record. NCBI's taxonomy places the organism in Eukaryota, Metazoa, Arthropoda, Insecta, Diptera, Tephritidae.
AUUUAUUUUCUCUUUUUCCUUUUCUUUUGCUUUACUUAAUUGUAAUUUAAUAAGACAAACAAGUUGUAGACAUUAGGUAAGCAAUUUAUUUCUUAAGCGUGCCGGAAAUGCAAGUAACAGAAUACUGACCUGCAGGCACUAAUUGGGCAAUUCUUUCCAAAGAAUUAAAAAUGCAAUACUUGCAUUAAUAUUGUAAAACUUAGUAUAAUUAAUUGAAUUGUAAAAAUAAAUUUUCAGUCUAAAACUGGAGUCCAAUAAAGCGGUGCAUUAGCUCCGAUCUUUUUUUAAAAACUCAAUUCGACUUUCGAAUUAAAAACUGGCGCCCGAGCAGGGACCAGUCGCGAAAAAGUGUAAAGUGUUUAAAAGUGUCUGUGAAAGGAAGAAAUUAAAAGUUGACUUCCCAACGGCACCAACCCUACUAAGUGUCUGUGAAAGGAAGAAAUCAAAAGUUGACUUCCCAACGGCACCAACCCUACUUUCCGACUGGUCAUCAGGAUUUCCAGCAGACUCAGGCUCUCUUGUGUUCGUCCGGAGACCACCUCGCAUAGAAGUGUUGCAGCAGGAGCCGCAGUAGGUCUAACCGACCAAAAAGGAAUACAUCCGUGCAGCCAGCGAGGGAAGAGUAGUUCAAUGCUACUCCUACUAUUAAUAAUACCACUCGCCACAGGCGAGUUCCGUAUCCUCGAUUAUACAAACUCACAACUUGCAACCUUUAAUACAGGAUGGACCAAAAUCCAAAAUGGCACCUACAAAAUUAUACAUACAAUAGACACGGACGAAUACCAAAGGACUUUGAACGAACUCAACUCCACGAUAAGACACAAAAUAACUCCCGACAAUUCCUUACUCCCCUUCUUGCUCCAUGAAAUGUCCGAAAUACAAAGUUUCCUAAGUAGAUUAAAGCCAAAGGUAAACAAGAGAUCCAUAAACGCAAUUGGUACCGCCUGGAAAUGGCUCACAGGGAGCCCGGAUCACGAAGAUCUCGUUAUGUUAGAAAAUCAUAUUAACAAUUUACUUGAAAAUAACAAUAACCAAUUAAUAAUAAAUAGAGCAAUGAGCGGAAGAAUAAAUAAUAUAACGGAAGUGUCAAAUAAAAUAUUUAAAAUAUUAAAAGAUAAGGAAGAUGUUCAGCAUGAUAUGGCUGUAAACAUUAAAUUUAAGCUACAAUUAAUAAAAGAUGAAAUCAUAAAUAUCAAUUAUGCAAUACAUUGGGCCAAAGUUGGCAUUGUAAAUUCAUAUAUAUUUUCUAACGUUGAAAUGAAACUAAUAAAAGAAAUUAUUGAGAAAAAUAAUAUUCCCUUCACUAAUAUAGAAGAGGCAUUUGAAUUCAGUAACGUUAAGAUAGCCUCUAGUAAUUCUAAGAUUGUAUACUUAAUUGAAAUCCCAAUAACUGACAACAAUUUAUGUGAAUCCCUAUUAAUAAAAGCAAUAAAGAAAGGUAAUAGAUUAUAUAAAAUACCAUUUGAAAAAAUUAUAAGAUGUCAAAAUAAAAUCUUUGGAAAGAAAAGCAACUGUAAAGAACAUAAUGAAAUUAAAAUUUGUACAAAGGAAAAUAUUGUAGACAUCAGUAACUCCACAUGCAUUCCUCAUCUACUCAAAAGCCGAUCGCCUAGCUGCAUUACGAUUAACAACCAACACAUUCCCACUGUCCUAGAAGUCCUCCCAGGAAUAAUACUUUUAAAUCGAUUUAACGACACCGUUCACAUCGACAAGGAGAAGAUUAACUUAACUGGAUCAUUCGCAAUCCAGUACCACAACUCCACCAUUAUAAUAAACAACCAAACAUUUCUGUCUAAAGAAAUCUCCAGCGGAAAACCCCUUCCUGCAGUUCUACAACCAAAUGCAACACUUACGGCCGAAGAAGAAUUACUAAGCCUGGAAAUGAUGAAAGAACUUCACCUAAAAAACAUAAACUAUAUCGAGACUCUAAAAAAUAAAGGAUUAACAACAUCAAUAGUCAAUUUUGGGAUAUCUGGUAUAACUUUAACUCUAAUGGCAAUCGGGGUACUAAAACUAACUUCAACGAAAGGCCCAAAGCAAGGGGCCAAACACGUCUCCGAAUUUUUCAAAAGGGCCCCAUUACAAGAGGUAACAGUUAAAAAUUUCCAACAACCCGAACCACAUCCUGAAGAUUAUCCUACUCAGACGCACGAGGACGUUCGUUUUUAAAUGCGGAGGAGUUAACACGCGCUACAUUUAUUUUCUCUUUUUCCUUUUCUUUUGCUUUACUUAAUUGUAAUUUAAUAAGACAAACAAGUUGUAGACAUUAGGUAAGCAAUUUAUUUCUUAAGCGUGCCGGAAAUGCAAGUAACAGAAUACUGACCUGCAGGCACUAAUUGGGCAAUUCUUUCCAAAGAAUUAAAAAUGCAAUACUUGCAUUAAUAUUGUAAAACUUAGUAUAAUUAAUUGAAUUGUAAAAAUAAAUUUUCAGUCUAAAACUGGAGUCCAAUAAAGCGGUGCAUUAGCUCCGAUCUUUUUUUAAAAACUCAAUUCGACUUUCGAAUUAAAAACUUGUAUAACACAGUGAACGCCGACAAGAGCAGAGAGCAAAGCCGAUGGGUGCGAGAAAACAGUUUCAAAGCAUUUUGCGCGCUUUUUUGCAUUGUUGAUGUUUACUUUUUAGAGUGCAGUUGUGUUUUUUAAUGGUUUAAAAAUAAACAAAAAUGGAUAUCGAUCAAAUAAUAAGUGAAAUUUUUUCCCGGCCUGCUUUGUGGGACCAAAAAAACAUUACCUCAGAGUCACUAUCAAUCUUUCGCAAGAAGUUACUGGCACCUUAAUAAAAUUUGUCCAGUUUUUGUUUAGUUUCACACCUAUCUUGUCCAGAAUAUAAUCAAAUGUUUCAAUUUUCAUUCGGGUAUAUUGUUGAAAUUUAGCUGGAUAUUUUCUUAAAUCAUUAUAUAAAUGAUGAAAUUCACCAAAUUCAUUCCUUUUUAGUGUAAUUGGAUGUUUUCCAAACUCUUUUGUGUUAAUAAUUGCAUUAAUCACACUAGGAGAAGCAAAAUACUCGUCAUCAGAUGAAUCCAUUACCGUGUACAGCAAUUUUAUAAACACAAAUGAACAACAAAAUUAAAUGACAUAAGAGCAAAACA